AUGGCUCCUAUCUCCUCGAUACUCGCCCCUUUCGCCGCCCUCGCUGGGUUGGUUGCCGCCCUGCCCAGCUCGGGCUUCCAUGGCUCUGGGGACUUUGCCGGCGUCCCAGUUUCCAACGCCGACGCCUUGAACGUCAUCCCCCAGAGCUAUAUCGUUGUCUACAACAGCAGCUUCGAUUCCAAGGUCAUCGAUGACAGCCAAGCCGCGGCUAUGGCCAAGGUUGCCAAGCGCAACCUGGGCAAGAGGUCACUAGAUGGUCGUGACAUGUCGACAACAGCAACGGCCUGCAAAAUUGGAACCUGGAGGGGUUUGAUGCUGGACGCUGAUGACCAGACUAUCAUGGAGAUUAUGGAGGACCCGGCAGUCCGCUAUGUUGAGGCCGAUGCAGCUAUGAACGUCUUGAUCGAUGAGGGGGCUGCCGAGCAGCCUCCCCCAGCUGAACUCACAGAGAUGCAAGCCAUUGCCAGGCGCGCGGAGCAGACCGAAACCGGAGCCCCCAAUGGUCUUGCACGCCUCAGUCAGUCGGAGCCUAACCCUGGUUCCUCGGGAACGUACAAGUUUGAGGAUUCCGCCGGCGAGGGCAUCACUGUCUACAUCGUCGACACUGGUAUCCGUGCCACUCACGAAGAGUUCGAAAAUCGUGCCACUUUCGGUGCCAACUUCAUCGACAGGGUGGACACUGAUCAGAACGGCCACGGAUCGCACUGUGCCGGAACCAUCGGUGGCAAGACCUUCGGUGUUGCAAAGAAGGCUACCCUCGUUGGCGUCAAGGUUCUGGGUGCCAACGGCGGUGGUUCUAACCGUGGAGUCAUUCAGGGCAUGCAGUUCGUUGCCAGCGACGUUACCCAGAAGAACCUUGCUCGCAAGGCCGUCAUGAAUAUGUCCCUCGGUGGUAGCAAGUCUACCGCUGUCAACGAGGCCAUCAACUCCAUGGUCAAGGCUGGCAUCGUUCCCGUUGUCGCCGCUGGCAACGAGAACGUCGAUGCCAAAGAUUCCAGCCCGGCAUCUGCUCCCGGCGCCAUCACCGUCGGUGCUAUUGACCAGAAGAAUGACCGCAAGGCAUCAUUCUCUAACUUUGGUGCUACUGUCGACAUUUUUGCCCCCGGUGUCGCCGUCCUCUCCGUCGAUGCCCAGAGUGACACUGGUUCAAAGACGCUUUCGGGCACCUCCAUGGCAUCGCCUCACGUCGCUGGUCUCGCCGCAUACCUGAUGGCUCUUGACCCCACUCUCACUGCUGGCGGUGGUAUUGAGACUGUUGCUGGCAAGGUCGACGCCAAGAUCAAGGAGCUCGCCAAGGCCAUGGGCGCCCAGGUCAAGAACGCCCCUACCGGUACCACUACUCUGAUCGCCAACAACGGCAAGACCAGCGGUGGAGCUGGUAACGGCACUGCCGACGCUGUCGACGGCGGUGAAGGUGCUGCAGAUGCUGCUCUCCGCCGCCUGCGUAAAGCCCAGAGGCUUGCGUCCCAACGCAAGCAGCAGCUGCAGCAGCAGCAAAAAUCGAGGCAACAAUAG
Messenger RNA from Pyricularia pennisetigena, 1515 nucleotides. RefSeq lists its product as uncharacterized. Gene Ontology annotation, biological process: proteolysis. The record is from RefSeq and is a predicted model, not a curated record. Bases 1 to 1515 code for a protein of 504 amino acids. NCBI's taxonomy places the organism in Eukaryota, Fungi, Ascomycota, Sordariomycetes, Magnaporthales, Pyriculariaceae. Gene Ontology annotation, molecular function: serine-type endopeptidase activity. The transcript has 2 exons.